This is a messenger RNA of Saccostrea cuccullata (small rock oyster), 6069 nucleotides long. RefSeq lists its product as uncharacterized. Gene Ontology annotation, molecular function: protein binding. The record is from RefSeq and is a predicted model, not a curated record. Lineage: Eukaryota; Metazoa; Mollusca; Bivalvia; Ostreida; Ostreidae. The coding region runs from base 666 to 4268 and encodes 1200 amino acids. The transcript is spliced from 10 exons. Gene Ontology annotation, biological process: signal transduction.
UCAACAAUUCAUCAAGGCGCAGCAUAUUGUUUCAAGUCAGUUACUCAAUUAUUGUGUUUACUGUUCAUAAUUUGGACUAAGAAAACAAAUAUGACAAAUAUGGUGAAUUUUUUUGUUGGAUACCGUGUUUAUACAUUUUCCUGCUUUUUUUCAACAUUGGAGUUGGUAUACUAUUAGAAUGGUGUACUAUAUUAUUUUACUUUGCUGUCAGUUUUUUAAGAAGAGCAUGUGUCCUUGCAGUCUAAGCGUAAGUUAGAUGCUAAGAUCAGAGACCUGUUUAGCCUUGAGGAUGUUACAUUGUGUACACGGGAGAGACCGUGGAAUAUCGAGGCUUCCACUUAAGGAGGUAGUGAUGUUCUGAACAGGAAGAAGUUCUCCUCUUUCCGGCUGAUGUGUCCAUACUCAUGUUUUCUUUAUGUGUAAGGGAUGUGAAAUGAACUCGUUACUGUGUAAAAGAGAAAUUGUCUCAGAGUGGAAUUUCCUCUCACAGAUUUUUUUUGGGAUUUUUAGUGAUUUUCUCAAUGCAUGCUAUGCAGGCUUCCACUGACAACAUUUGCUUUAGUAAGAGGCAGGUCGGGUAUUGACCCCCACUCCUUACGGGGGUGAUACAGUUCUACAGGUGUACACAGACUGCCGUGAUGUGAUGCUGUGACCACGUUGGCGGUAUGGGGUCAGUCCCCUCAGAGAAACACAAGUACCUACUUCUCCUAGACCUUCUCAAGUCACCACAUGUUCCUUUUGUAAAUACGCAUACCGUCAUCAUUCAGAGGAGCCCGUCUGGAAAACUCGGAAUCAAACUCAAAGUCCAAAAGAUCGGUGAUUCGGACACGUGCUGUAUUGUGACAGAGGUGAAGCCUGAGUGUCGUCUCCUGAGCGGUUCACAGCUGACCCAGUUUGAGUGUGUGGUCAGUAUAAAUGGGAAUGACCUGCGGGGACUGACUGAAGACCAGGUGUUUGGUCUCAUCGACUCAAUCCAAGAUUGCUCCGUUACACUAACUGUCUGUGAUGUGUUAAAAAACAACAAGAGAACUCGAUCUCAACUAUCAAACUCGAGUGAGUCGUCCAGCUCCAUGGAAGUCAGGAAGAAAAUCAGCGGAAUGAGGCGGAUGAUCAAGUCCAACAGCGUGGAGAACGACGAAAAAGAAUCCAGCGAACACGACUCGCUACUGGCCGGAGAGCAGCGUGUGGGAUCGCAGGUAGACCAGCACUUUAACACGGCCAGCUGUUACGAGGAGAGGGUGUGCUCGAUGCCGGCCAUGUCAGAGCGCCCCCUAGCGGGGGAGGAGCAGUAUCACUCGAUGCCUGUGGGCUCGGGGGUUUGCAAGGAGUGUAAAAACAACAACUGUACCACACACAAUCACGCCAAUCUAAUGGGGAAGGGGAGUAACUCCUGGGCAAGGUCGGUGGGCUUUGUGGGGAGCUAUGAGGACUUGUUUAAGUACCCUCACCGUGUGAAGUGGGACUGCCUGACUAAAGCCGUGGACCUAACAACCUCAUCUCAAGGAAAGUUUGGCUUCUCGUACAAAGUCAAGGAAUUCAAAAAUAAUGUUGAUGAUUGGUACACCCUGGUGACGUCAGUGACAGAAGGGGGUCCAGCAGACGGCAAGUUAAUGGUGGGAGACUGGAUACGGUCCAUUGACGGUCACGCUCUGGCGAACCCCAAAGAGGCCCUAUUCCUGGAGAAGAAGUUAGAGAGAUUAAAGGAAGUGAAGGUCGUGUUUCAGCGACCGGAGGGAAUGUUACCCCGACACAAGUCCUUUCAGUCUGGCCACCGCCCCGAGAUCGUAGAGCCCAACCCCCCACACUCGCCCAUCUCUGCUCCCACCGUGUUAACAGACAUCACCGGACAGCCGGUCAAAUCUAACGUCCCCCUCCCCGGGAGCUGUUCGCCGGUAAAUGCCAAGGUCGGGGGUCGGUCUGAUGGCUACAUACGUCAGCCCAGUACCAUGUCCAAGGCUUCUAUGUCCUCAACCUUCAGCUCAGGAAGCUGUGAACCCAGGCAGGUGAAGCCUAAACAGAGCCCCAGUACCCUGGACCCCAGCAGUCUGUUCACAAUCCGACCCAUUUCUCCCGGCGCUAAGGUCGAGCAUGUCCAGAUCUUCGUCCCGGGUCUGCAGUCCGCUGAUGGUACGUCAGGAGGACCCGACGAUUUCCAGAUGAAAGUAAAAUUCCCCAAAGUGAGGAUAUUUAUCUGUGGUACAAACGCCAGACAGCUCUCACAGUUACUUCUACCCAACUUCCUGUUACCCGCUGAUAAUACAGUGAGGCUCUUUGACCGAGUGUUUGCUACCAUGGCGAUGGAGAGGUCGGGUGAGGUCGGGUUUGAGCCGUGGUCUCAGUAUGACCGGCUCCUACAGAUAGACGAGCGGGUGAGGCACGCCAGUAAUGACUCCCUGAACCACUGUGAUACCAGUGAUCGAUCCUACCCCAGUAGUCUAGGCUGUGGGGCGAUUAACACCGAGAUUUUUAUUGUGUACGAUGAGAAAUUCUUCCUUCAGUGCUGUCAGUAUUUAUUCACUAGGACCAGUGUAUUUCUGUUGACCUUUGAUGGUGAUAAAAUGUUGAAGUCCCCUCCCUGUGAAAUUCACCGCUUACAGAACACGAUACACACCAUUCGCGGAACAGUUGGGUACGAGUGUCCCAUUCAAACCUAUGGACUUCUGGGAGUAGAUUCUUCUGACAUAGCGUCUACAGCCACCAUUGACGAAGUCCGGACCUUAUUCUAUACCUCUCACGGAUAUCAGAUCGUGAAAUAUAACGUUCCGCGACAUCCACACCUGUUCCACUUCUCUAACGGCGCGCGACCCUGUGUAGAGGUACAGAACAGCGUGUGGAGAUCUAUCUGUGAGAUUCAGGAGAAACAGUACAUCCUACUAAUCUCCAUGGCGAUGAUCCACCAAUUAGAACAGAGGAGACAGAGUGAUGUGGCCUGCAUUGAUGAGGACGAUUUUACGGCAGCUUUCCAGGAGACCAUUCCAGGAGCGGAUCUAGGAAUCAGACAAGUGGUGUGGACCGAGUUACUGGAAUUUGGAGAAAUCUUAUCCACAAAGGCAGCCUUAUUACCUGUAUCCAGCAUCAGCCAGCUAGACAAACUCCUGUUUAUAAGGCCUGACAUCCUAUUGGACAGAAUCCACCAAUUACAGACAAUCUCUCCAAGAAUCAUCCAAUCAAAUGAGGCAAUCAAACAAAUCUGGCUCAAACUCAUUGCAUCAGGAUUUUUCCUGCAAUCUGAUUGGUCAGAACUUUGUCCCCAGACUGACCUGUAUUCCAUGUCCAGUACAAAGCUACAGCUGAGUCCAGACAAGGCCCUGCUCUUACUUCAGGCCUUUGGUUUGAUCUUCAGACAGGAAGCAAUCGAUGGCAGCCAUUAUUUUAUUCCAUGUUUCAUUCCUGAGCCGGUGUUUUCCGAGACCUUUGAGUACACGACAGGGAGUCUUUACUUCCAGCUCCGAGGAAACCCCCCACACAUAUCCAGUAUGAUCUAUUUUCAUCUUGUGUUCCGAUUGAACAAUGCCAGUGAUGCCCGCUCUCUGGUGGUGACCAAUAGUACCACCAGUGUGAUCCACCACGCGGGGUACGAAAUCACGCUGACCCACGAGAAACUCCGAGACAGGAUACAGAUUCAACUCAACAGACUAGAGAAAAAUGUAAGAUUACAUGCAGUAUUAGAUUGGCUGACAGAAAUAUGCAAAUCAAGUCUAGGGUCAGAGGUCAAGUAUGUGUUAGGUCCAGCCUGCCCUCUACAGGAGAAAUGUAGCUACGCACAACACACAAGGAAGAACUCCGAGGAACUCCACAUUUUAGACCUGGCCGAGGGGCUUCCCAUUUUUUGUGGUAACAUCAAGGUGGACAAUCAGGUCAAGGUCUGGCUCAAGCCCUCUAAGAAGCAGCAGUCCGGUCGCCAUGAACUACUCCCUCAUCAGGACACAGAGACGGGGUCUAACGAGAGCUUCAAGUCGUUUGAGACCCCAGGACCUGCCCCCCUAUACAUCAAGUCCCUGCCCUACAACGUCUUUAAGGACGUGUACGAGAACCUUCAGAUUAAUGUACAGAAGGACUGGAGAUGUCUAGCAGGGUUACUUGGGUUUACCGUAGAAGAAAUCUUGGUGUACGAAACAAAACUGGAGCCAGCUAAGAUGCUGCUACUGGACUUGGACCAGACCAAGAGGAUGACCGUCAAACAGCUGGUGGACGUCCUGGCCAAACCGGAGAUGCAGCGACAGGAUAUUAUUGAUAAACUCUCAAAGUUCCUCAACGGCGGAGUGUAAACAGCGACGUGAUAUUAUUGAUAAACUCUCAAAGUUCCUAUAUGGCGGAGUGUAAACAGCGACAGGACAUUAUUGAUUAACUCUCAUCAAAGUUCCUUAAUGGCGGAGUGCGAGCAGCUAAAAGACAUUAUUGAUAAACUCUCAAUAAUCUUUAUAAAGUUCCUAAAUGGUGGGAUGUGAGGAACCUGGAGCCAAAUUUUCAACUUUGUCUCUGUUUCUAGUUGUUGUUAUUUUUUUACAAUAACGGUGAUGAUUUGAUGCAUUCUUAUGCAAAUUUUCAAGUUUGUAGCCAAACAGUAAAUUUGAUUUGAUGACUUCCCUUACAAAGCAGACAAAGAGAAAUGUGAUGACCUCCCUUACAAAUCGGACCAAACAUGUACAUAUUUCUUUUUUUCCCUUGUGAAAUUUUGAUUAUUAUUGUUAUUUGAUAACAAAAUUUCCCGUAGUGCCAUUAGAUUACACUGAAUUUUUAUCUUACAGCUCUGUUGUUGCUCUGAGAAGUUAAGUGUGAUAUUUGUUAUAUAUGUCAAAAGAGUUAUUUGUACAGUAAAACUCUGUUAUAACGAAGUCACCGGGACCAAUAAAAUUACAGUUACUUCACUAUAUCUGUAAUUUGUUAUAUACUUAUAUAGGAAUUCAUCAAAUUUAUAUAGCUGGGGGUUCCAAGAUAACUUCGCUAUAACCAUGAAUUCGCAAUAUCUGUGUUCAUACUAAACGAGUUUUGCUGUAUAUAGGAAGGCAUCAUGGUUUAAUUUUGGUAAAACUCUGUUUGCGAUUUUACAAACUGCAUAUAAUUUAUCAUUCAUCUUUGUAAAGUUUAUAUCUUUGACACAUUUUUUCUUUUUACUCUACUUAUAUGUUUAUAUUACCAUAUGUAAUUAUAAUUUUAGAAAAAUUUUUAUUUCUUUCAGAAACAUUUAUAAUAACCUAUUUAUUCCAUGGCUAUACAUUCCAAGCAUUUAACUGUUUAGAAAAUGAAAUAAUUAUUUAUUUUUGAUAUCCAUUUUCCCUCAUCCUACUCUUAGAACUAAAUUUUGACUUGUUACAAGCAGCUGCUCUAGUUAACACAUCCUCCCUUAAUACAAAUGUACCAACCUAAUUCAUAAAGGACUAUAAAUAACAUUUAUUGUAUGCAUAGGCUCGUUUAAAUAUUUUAUUUUCAUGAACAUACAAAUGUAAAUUAAAGUAAAACUUCCAGGGAAAAUUUAGAUGUAUGUAAUAGAAUUCCUAGAGCUAAGUAUAUUUUUGAUACUCUGAAUGUUGAUUUUAGCUAGCUAUUUUGUGUCAGACGUUUAUUUAUAGCCAAGACACACAGUUUGUAUGUUAUAAUUAUAGUUUUGAAUUAAUCUUUGUAUCAAGACUUCGUCAAUGACAUGUAAUAUUAACUGUGCAGUCCAGUUUUGAAUGCUUGGACUUACUUUGAUCCAUCAUCUACUCAUCUAACAGUUAGUCCCAUCUCGUAACAAUAAUCUAUGACAAAUUACACCUUCCACUAGUAUGACUUACGCAAUACAAGAAACUACCAUCCUGGUUUUGAUGAAAUUAAAUGAACUCAUUUUUUUUCAAAAGAGAAUUCCACUCAGGAAGUUUUUUUUUAUUGUGAUAUUAUCUUCAAGACAAUCAAUUCAACAUUAAACUUACUUCAUUUGAAAAUAUUUUACAUUGCCAUAUUUAGAUUAAUUUUGUCAUAAUUUAUUAAAAAAUGCUUUCAAAAUUUUUGACAUAAUAGCAUAGAUUAUGCAGGAUUGUACCCCCAUUAUAUUGAUGUAAAAGGGUAUUUUCAAAAUAAAAUGUACAAGUG